UGUUUGUAGUAUUAGGGUUUUCUCAAAUGUCUCUCUUAUAAGCUCUGUUACUUUAGGUUUUUAUUAAAGGUUUUGCGGCAGUGGAAGACGACGGCACGAGCUUCACCGAAGAGCGAAAAUGGUGAACAUUCCGAAAACUAAGAACACUUACUGCAAGAACAAGGAGUGCAAGAAGCAUACCUUGCACAAGGUGACGCAGUAUAAGAAAGGUAAAGAUAGCCUUGCUGCCCAAGGAAAGCGUCGUUAUGAUCGUAAACAAUCUGGUUAUGGAGGUCAGACCAAGCCCGUCUUCCACAAGAAGGCUAAGACAACUAAGAAGAUUGUGCUGAGGCUUCAAUGCCAAAGCUGCAAGCAUUUCUCGCAACGCCCGAUUAAGAGGUGCAAGCACUUUGAGAUCGGUGGAGACAAGAAGGGAAAGGGAACAUCUCUCUUUUAAGUUGUUGUUUCAUCUAUCUACUUUUUUUUGUUUUGUUUGGUACCUGUCCUGCUUCAAUACUGUGAUAUACUUUGAAUCUACCAGAAAUGGUCCUGGUUUUUAAUUUAAAUAGGACUUGGUCUUAUGGAUGUCUUUUAAUUUGGUUAACCAAUCUUUCUUCAUUAGGCUGCCCUUGAGUAUUCUCUAUAACUUGCGACAAAGUAGACAUAACACUCUUUAAGUUCUAAAAACCACUUUCUAUUUUCGGAUCUCGA
Molecule: messenger RNA, 690 nt
Organism: Arabidopsis thaliana (thale cress)
Lineage: Eukaryota; Viridiplantae; Streptophyta; Magnoliopsida; Brassicales; Brassicaceae
Product: Zinc-binding ribosomal protein family protein
Exons: 4
Coding region: 119-436 (105 amino acids)
Biological process (GO): translation
Cellular component (GO): ribosome
Molecular function (GO): structural constituent of ribosome
Source: RefSeq, marked reviewed